This is a messenger RNA of Parus major (Great Tit), 2191 nucleotides long. RefSeq names its product claudin 25 (gene CLDN25). Gene Ontology annotation, biological process: cell adhesion; bicellular tight junction assembly. Gene Ontology annotation, cellular component: bicellular tight junction; plasma membrane. Gene Ontology annotation, molecular function: structural molecule activity. The coding region runs from base 616 to 1290 and encodes 224 amino acids. The transcript has a single exon. NCBI's taxonomy places the organism in Eukaryota, Metazoa, Chordata, Aves, Passeriformes, Paridae. The record is from RefSeq and is a predicted model, not a curated record.
GGUGCAGGACAGGGUGAUCAGUGCCAACCUGCGAGAAGCAGGGCACAUCUGCUUCCUCCCUCGGACAUCCCCAUUCUCAACGCAGCUCUCAAAGGCUCUUUUGCAUAUUUAAUUAAUGACCGAAUUAGGAUCAAGGCCUCCAAGCGAGGCACUGACUCCUGAGAAAAGCCUGAUGCCGGCUCUCUGUUGCCUGCAUCUUGUGCUGGGGUGCCAGCCGUGUCCCACCGAGGCUGGAGCUGCUGCUGCCGCCGUGAAUUUCUUUCCCUGCCAAGGCUCUCGCUGCGGGGUGACCGAGGCUCGGAGGGUUCGCGUGCUUUGGUUUAACCCUCCCGGGCACGGUGAGGCACCGGCGGGACACAGCCCGGAGUUACCGCCGGGAUGCAUCCGACUUUUCCUGCUGAGCCGGGCUCUGCUUUUAGCGUGGAAAAACCAACACUAGCGGAAAAACGACCGUGGCCACACCCCGGCGUUGGAGGAGCAGGCUUGAAUUCGCCCCCCCGGGCGGCAGACGCGGCCGGCGGCCGGGCGGACGCUGCUCCACAAGCGCUAAUGCCCGCGGCCGCCGCUCGGGACGGCUAAUCCGGGCCCGGAGGUUAGCGGGGCGGCGGCAGCAGCAUGGCCGGGGGCUGGUGGGCUAAGGCGCAGGGCGGGGGGAUGCUGCUGGCUCUCCUCGGAUGGAUCAGCUCCUGCGUCACCACCUUCGUGCCACUCUGGAAGAACCUCAAUCUGGACCUGAACGAGCUGGAGGUCUGGAACAUGGGGCUCUGGCAGGUCUGCAUCACUCAGGAGGAGGGGGUGGUUGAAUGCCAAGCCCACGGCUCCUUCCUGGCGCUGCCCCCCGAGCUGCGCAUCUCUCGCCUCCUGAUGUGCCUCUCCAACGGGCUGGGGCUGCUGGGCUGUCUCCUCGCUGCCCUGGGGCUGGAGGGCUGGAGAACCUGUGAGGACAAACCCGGGCGAAAGCGGCGGCUCCUGCUUGGCGGGGGAGCGACGCUUGGCAUAGCAGGGAUCACCACCCUGGUGCCAGUCUCCUGGGUCGCCUACAACACCGUCCUCGACUUCUGGGACGAGACUGUCCCCGACAUCGUCCCCAGGUGGGAAUUUGGGGAGGCCACCUUCCUGGGGUGGUUUGCCGGAGCCUUCCUCGCCGCUGGCGGGCUGCUCCUCGCCUGCAGCGCCCGCUCCACGAGGACCAGAGCGCCGCUGGCCUCCGCCUGCCGCCGGGUCCCCGCUGAGCCAGGUCUGGCUGGCAGCCAGCACCUGCACCCCAAAAACGCAGACUUGGUCAUCUAGAGCCUCAGGGUGCUGUGCCCUUUGCAUCUGGUGGCUCUUCCCCUGGCAGGGAGGGUUCCUGCUUGUUUCACAGGAUGAUUUGCUAAUUGCUACGCAGCUCUGCUCUACCUCUGAAGGUUUCUCACCUUCCUCUGCGUGUCUGCUUCACUUUUCUCUGUUAAGGAGCAGCAGAUUUCCCCGCAGCACUCACCAAGCAAGCGUGGGAAGGCAACAAGCAGCGGGCAGCACUUUGUCCUGCUGGUGACACUGUUGGCAUCCCUGGCGAGUGCCCUGUAGCCAAGUCUCUCGUGCCUAAUGCUGUGCCCCAGCGCAGCAGCUCUUGCCUUGCACUUCUGUGUCGCUCUGAUGUAUUUGCAAUAAAUUAUCAUGUCCAUUGGCAGUGUGUCUGUGCUCUGAACACGCAGCUGUAUCUUGCAGAAGUGGGAUGCAGGGUGGGAGUUGCAAGGGGCAGCACUGGUGCUGCAGCUAUGGUUUGGUCUCUCCAGAAAAGAUUGGAGGAAAAGAGAGGGAAAAUGGAAAACAAGGGGGAAGGGAGAAAAUGUGAGACAAGGCAGCACCAAGUUCUGCUCUUGCUGCAAAGGUGGGAUGGCAGUGACCGCGUGCCCUGCAGGACCUUCAUCUUCUCAUGGCUAAGAUGAUAAAGCCGAUAAGUGCCACAGACCUCUGUGUCAAAAGUUCCUCGACUGCAUCAUUUACCUGUGCACAAGAGGCAAGAAAGGGUUUUUGCAGGUCUCAACUGUUCCUUCCACAUUUUCCUGAUUCAGCUGUAAAAAUAAAGGCUGAUUACACACCUCUGUGAGCAAGAGCAUGGACCAUCAGGCUGGAUUAGCACCCGGAGUCCUGACAGGGGCCUGCCCGCUGCCACGGCACUGGCUGAAAACGGAGUUCACCGCUGGUUUAA